CUCCCUUCACAGCGUCACCAUGAUAGUCAGGACGUUGGCGUUGGCCUUAGUGGCUGUGGUGGUGAGUGCAAGAAUUGAAAAUCUUUCCUCAACAGGGAGUUUAAGUGCGUCCCAAAGACAAGCCCUCUCCCAGUCACUGCUCCAAAGUCAUUCUCCUCCAGCAGGGACUGCUCCAGGAGGCUUUGGACCAGGUUCAAGUCAGCUGUCCUUCCAGCAAUCUCAGCAGAUUGACUCUCCUCCACCAGGGGCUGCUCCAGGAGGCUUUGGACCAGGUUCAAGUCAGUUGCCCUUCCAGCCAUCUCAGCUGAUUGACUCUCCUCCAGGAGGGAGUGCUCCAGCAGGUUCUGGAGCAGGUUCAAGUCAGUUGCCCUUCCAGCCUCCUGAACGACCUGGCCACUCUGGUGCUGGUGCUAGCCAGGAUCUUUUCCAGCAGCCACAACAUGAUACUGGGUUUCCCAUCCAAAUCCUGCCUGAUCCAUCCGAGGAUGUUAUCCCUAUCCUGGUCGACGAGCGCGAGGGACCUUACCCAGAUGGCUCGUACAGAUUUACUUUCGAAACUGGCAACGGUAUCAGUCGCUACGAGCAAGGUAUCCCCCAGAGUGAUACUGGCGCCGUAGAUAUGCGAGGCGGAUGGUCAUUCACUUUCCCCGACGACACCCGCCAUCUUCAGCUUCGGGGGCCGACGCCCACAGGAUACCGCGCGGUAUCUGACUGGCUACCGACGCCUCAUCCUUUCCCAGCCCACGCCAUCGCUCAGAUCGAGUUCGCCCGCCAGCAGGAAGCUGAAGCCGCUGCUGCAGAAGGAAGCCGGAUUCACGACAGAGAAAAAUUGACAAAACAAAAACUUCAGCUCAGUAAUAUUCCAACUAAUGACGGAAGAUUUGGCGAUAAUCCCGACAAUAUCUUCGUCUUGAGGAUAAGAGAACUUUGCUUCGAGGACUCUUCUCCUCUCAGUGAUUCCACAGCCUGGGACGAGUAA
Molecule: messenger RNA, 979 nt
Organism: Cherax quadricarinatus
Lineage: Eukaryota; Metazoa; Arthropoda; Malacostraca; Decapoda; Parastacidae
Product: pupal cuticle protein 20-like
Source: RefSeq, a predicted model, not a curated record